Messenger RNA from Aureobasidium uvarum, 972 nucleotides. Lineage: Eukaryota; Fungi; Ascomycota; Dothideomycetes; Dothideales; Saccotheciaceae. The record is from the annotation of a GenBank genome assembly.
AUGGACGCACCAACCCUCCAGCCCAAGUUCUUGCCCUCUCGCAAUGAAUUGGGCCUUGUUGCUGUAGGCUUCUGCGGAGGCCAGGGCAAGUCCGGUGUCGAUGCUGCCCCCAUGGCCUUGAUUGAGUCCGGUCUCGUCGAACAGCUGAGAGAUGAGCUCGAGUUCAACGUGCACUACGACGGAGAGGUGCACCAAUACUCCGAUAUCAUGCCCAAGGAGGACCCCGACUACCGCGGCAUGAAGAACCCUCGCGCCGUCAGUGCCGUUACCCAGCGUCUCAGCGAGCAGGUCUACGAGCACGCUCGCCAGGGCCGCUUUGUCCUGACUCUCGGCGGCGACCACUCGAUCGCCAUUGGCACCAUUUCCGGCACAGCAAAGGCCAUUAGAGAAAGAACUGGCAGAGAGAUGGCCGUCAUCUGGGUCGAUGCACACGCCGACAUCAACACUCCCGAGACAUCGGACAGUGGAAACAUUCACGGCAUGCCCGUUGCUUUCUUGACCGGCUUGGCCAAGGAAGACAAGGAGGACUGCUUCGGUUGGAUCAAGGACGACCAGCGCGUCAGCGUCAAGAAGCUCGUCUACAUCGGUCUGAGAGACAUUGACCGCGGCGAGAAGAAGAUUCUGCGUGAGCACAACAUUAAGGCCUUCUCUAUGCACGACAUCGACAGAUACGGUAUUGGCAAGGUCAUGGACAUGGCUCUUGGCUGGAUUGGUAGCGACACUCCCAUCCACUUGUCCUUCGACAUUGACUCGCUCGACCCCAUGUGGGCACCCAGCACUGGCACUCCCGUCCGUGGUGGUUUGACUUUGCGCGAGGGUGAUUUCAUCGCCGAGUGCGUACACGAGACUGGCAGCCUUGUUGCCCUGGACUUGGUCGAGGUCAACCCUAGCCUCGAGUCCCACGGUGCUAGCGAGACCGUCCGUGCCGGUAUCUCUAUUGUCCGUUGCGGUCUUGGUGACACUCUGCUAUAG